UUUCAGUGACUAUUAUAAUACUGUUUGUGUAUUAAAAACAAACCUUUUUAUUAUAUUAAUUGUUAAAUGACUACAUGACUACUAUAAUAAUGAGUGAAAUAGUGUCACCCGAUUAUGACCAGUCAUAUAUCGGUCGCGAAUGGGUUUUCGCUAAAUUAGAGAAGACUCUUGACCUCCGGACUCAACUUAAUGUCAACACCUGUGUAACCGCAGUGUUUGGUUGUGCCGGAAGUGGUAAAACAGCUCUUUUCAAACAAUUGAUUGAAAUUAAAAAAUUUAAAGACUAUUUGUUGGCAUUUGUUGAGUGCACUCAAGAGUUAAAUAUUAAAAAUUUUAUUAAUUCAGUUGAGUCACAAAUGAAGGAUAAAUUAAAUAAUGAAAAUAAUUUAAGUAAUAAUAUUAACACUGAUGUCAAUGAAGUACUUACUGUCGAUGACUUGUUUCAAAAGUGUAUAUUAUUUCCAUUACUUGAGGCAAAAAAUAUGGAGAAAGAUCAGCAAAGAUAUAUAAUAGUGUUGGACUCAAUUGAUACAAAUGCAGAUAUAUGUCAACUCAUAUCAAAUCACAUGCAUUUACUGCCAAAAUGGUUGCAUAUAAUAAUAAGCGCGCGACCGAAACGCCGCAAAGGAUUUACUAAAAUGUUUAGCGGUUCCCGAAAGAUAGUUAUCGACGAUAUGAGAAAAUUAAAUGUCAUUAACGACAUGAAGGCAUUUAUAAUGCAUAGAAUCCGAAGUAUCAAUUGUCGGCCAUUGGGAACCACUGGACGCAAAGCUCUCAAUCAAAUUGGCAUUAAAAGUAACGGUUGUUUUCUUUAUGUUAAAUUAAUCCUCGAUUGUUUCGAAAGAGGUAUUAUUAAGACGAGUGAAGUGGACACUAUCGGUGCCACACUUAAUGGUCUUUAUAUUUAUCUUUGUUCAAAACUAUUUGAUUCAAAUAUCGACUAUGAGUUUCACUACAAAUCCAUAAUCUCAUUGAUAAUUGUGUCGCCAGACUUAGCAAUGAGUAGAGAAGCUCUUGAAAAAUGUCUUAAUUGGGACAUUGAGUUCUUAGACAACAGAAUUGAUGAGUUAUGUAUGCACUCUAUUCUUGAGAUAAAUAAUAAUUAUAAGAUAUGUUUGACACAUACGACACUUAUUGAAUGGUUAACUGAUGUCAAGCACUGCACCAAUAGAUUCUUAUGCGACCAAUCAUUUGGACACAUAAUUCAAGCACUUUGUAAUAGUCUUCCCAAUAUUAAUGAACAUCACUUUCAUGUCUUUAACUCUUGUAUUCCUAACUUUUCAAUACAUCACUACGCGCUUUGGCUAUUGUUAUCAAUCGAUACAUCGAUUAGUGUCCACACAUUAACUCAAUUGAUUGAAGACUCGCCAAUCAUUCAUUUCAUACAAAAAUGUAGAAAUACUUUGAAUGAAAGUCAUUAUAUGUCUCAAUCACUAUCGAUAUGUGAUUCAAAUUCUCCAAAAUAUACUUCAAAUGAAAAUAUUGAAAAUUCAAAUGAAUUCAAUGUUAUCGAUGAAAGUCCUCAACAAAGUGAUACAGAAUAUGAAGAUUUGGUGAAUCAAUUCAGUAAAGCUCUUCUCAAGUGUGAUAUACCUACUGUUCGGGACAUUUUGACCAAUGACUCGACAGAUAUGUUAAAUCAAUAUAUAAUUGAAGAAAAGACACCAUUAUUUUGGGCCAUCAAUAGUGCCAACAUAUCUCUCGUUGAACUUUUGAUUGAGUUUGAAGUCGAUAUUAACUGUGUUUGUGAUAUAGAGAGUGGUUUAACACCACUUAUGAUUGCCGUCUCUUUAAAUAUACUGGAAAUGUGUGAACUAUUGUUAGACAAUGACUCUGAUGUCGAUGCGUCCGAUACAUUGGGUAGAAGUCCAUUAGUUCACGCAAUACUAGAGCACUGUUCGCCUAAAAUCAUUGAGCUGUUGCUCUUUUGGGGGGCGCAUACAGACUAUAUCGAUGCCAAUGGAUCAUCGCUUCUGUGUUUGGCCUCAAGUGAUAUUAAGAGUUGUGUGGAAUGUGUUCGUCUCCUUUUAGCUGUUGGUUGCGAUGAACUUCAUAAAGACAAUAACGGAAGAACAUCUCUUCAUAUGGCCGCUGCUGUCGGUAAUACUGAUAUUGUAGAAGUACUUCUUGAUAUUGGAGGUGAAACACUAUUAAUGGUCAGAGACAAUGAUGGGAAGCUCGCAUUACACGAUUGUGCCAUCGGUGGCUUUAUUGAUACUGCAAGACAUCUGAUAACUAAUGAAUCAAUAAAUGUGUUGUCACACGAAGGCAAGUCUCCUUUAAGACUUGCGGCACUCAAUUCAUACUUAGAUUUGAUGACUUUAUUAAUUGAAAACAAUGCAAACGUCAACUACAUUGAUGCCGACGGAAGAACUACAGUAUAUUGUGUUGCGAGCAGUGCUGCCGAUGAUCUUAAGGUCAUCGAUAUUCUGCAACAUUUGAUUAAAUUAGGUGCAGAUCUUGAAAUUAAAGAUCUUGAAGGACGUACUCCUUUACACGUGUCCGCCUGGCAGGGAAUCACUCAUGUGGUGCAAAUACUUCUUGAAUUUGGAUCUGAUGUCAACUCAUUGGACAACGAAGGUCGCACUGCCCUACAUAUGUGUGCCUGGAAUGGACACACAGAGAUCAUUACUCUUCUAAUAGAAGCCGGCGCUCAACUAAAUCAAGUGUCGACAACACAGGGCGCCACACCUUUACUCAUAGCUGCACAACAGGGACACAUCGAGACCUGUCAAAUGCUUUUAAAUGUCGGCGCAGAUGUCUCACAUAUAGACUUUUAUGGUCGCAAUGCUAAAGAUGUGGCCAAUAAUUGUGGUCAUCGAGAUAUUGUUAUUUUGUUAGAGUCUUAUAUGUCGAAAGUUGAAGAACAGUGUCCAACCCUUUCAAGUCAUGCAUCAACCGCUGAGACGGCGGCUAUCGCUGAAAUCGAGGCUUUGUUGCAGAGCUCAACCCAAUCAAAGAUUAAGACAUCGCCUGAUUGUCUCAACAAAAGUCAGAGUUCACGCAAACACAAGAAAGUGAUGUCAAUAAGCAAAUUGACAAAACUGUUGCACUAAUAAUACAAUUACUUAAUUUCAUAAUUAGUUUAAUUAACUUUUUUUGUUUUCUUAUUUCUUACUCCAUUAUAACAUCAGAUUUCAAUUUGAGUUUAAUAUUAAUUUACUAAUAAUUAAAAAAUAUUUUGAAAUGUAUCAUAAGUAA
Molecule: messenger RNA, 3201 nt
Organism: Oppia nitens
Lineage: Eukaryota; Metazoa; Arthropoda; Arachnida; Sarcoptiformes; Oppiidae
Product: ankyrin repeat domain-containing protein 50-like
Exons: 1
Coding region: 75-3056 (993 amino acids)
Molecular function (GO): ATP binding; protein binding
Source: RefSeq, a predicted model, not a curated record